AUGUUCAUCAAAGAGACGGGGUCGAAUGAGGACCUACACUGCUUCACCACAGGCCGUUGGCUGUGGAAUGAGAAACAGCAACUUCAGAACCGCUUCACGCCCUUUGACGUGCAAGCGCUUCAGGAAAUUGCUGCCAGCAGUAUAGAAGCUGAGGAAUGCGUCUCAAUCACCAAGCUGGGGGGGGGUGGCUCGAACAGAACAUUCUUACUCACGAUGGACGAUGGCAGAAAAGUGGUUGCGAAGAUCCCUUACCCAAUCGCAGGUCCCCAGUACUACACCACAGCAUCUGAAGUCGCCACUAUGGAAUUUGCUCGGACGGUUCUCAACAUUCCUACUCCAAAGGUUCUUGCGUGGUGCGCAGAUAGUCGAUGCAGUGUUGGAUCUGAGUACAUCAUAAUGGAGGUUGCCCGCGGGACUCGACUGGCAGAUGUGUGGGAUGACCUAGCUCUCGAGGAGAAGCUCAAGGUCACUGAUAGCCUUGUUGAGCUGCAGAAGAAGUUAUUCUCGGUGGCUUUUGAUUGUUACGGUAGCCUGUAUUAUGCCACAGAAAAUAUCCCCGGCGCUCUUCCGGCACAGCUCGUUGGAGAUAUCCCUGAGAUAAUACAAGAACAAGUAGCGAGCCGGUUUGUGAUUGGGCCAGUGACAGAGCAUGACUUUUGGGCAAAAGAGCGUGCACAAAUGACUAUUGACCGCGGUCCAUGGAUACAACCACAGGACUACGUCACCUCUCUGGCCCAUCGCGAGAAGGCCUGGAUACAACAGCAUGCGAUUCCAAGACCGGACGAUGCCACAAUGACCCAGAACUGCCCCGCUAGUCAUCUGUGUCUGCUUGACAAGUACCUCCAAGUGGCACCGUAUCUUCUCCCCAACGAGCCCGCCAUCCUUGCACCGUACCUCUGCCACAGCGACCUCAAUCCCUCAAACAUCUUCGUGAGUGACGGAGAGAUCACCAGCGUGAUCGACUGGCAGGGCGUAUGGGGCACCCCACUCAUGCUCGGCGGACGGCACCCAAGCUUUAUCCGCUUUGAGGGGGAACCGAUUCUCACUCUUCCCGAAGGUUUCGCCGAGCUCGGCAGCAAAGAACAGUCUGCGACUGAAGCCCAGAUGGAACAGACCAUCAUUUGUGAUUUCUAUCAGACACGAGUGGCGGAAGAGAUCCCACUCCUCAAUCGCGUGUUCUACCAGGAAUUCGGCAUGCUGCGGUGUUGGCCCAUUCAGUUUGUGGGCGACGCCUGGGAUGAUGAUAUCAUUCGCCUGAGGGAUAGUUUGAUCCAGAUUGAGAAACACUGGGAAGAGAUGGGCUUUGGGUUUCCAUGCCCCCUACAUUUCACAGAGGACGAUCUUCGGGUCCACGAUGAGGAAACCAUAGGCUGGAACAAUAUACAGGGGUUCUGGGACGCAAUCUCCCCAUUAGUGGCGAGAGAUGGCUUCUUUCAUUCCGACAUGUAUGAGGAGGCUGCUCACAUGUUUAAAUACGUGCGGAACUGGGGCUUGGAGCACGUCACGGGUAAGGUGAAGGAGAGGUUUGAGCACGCGACGCUGAUGGCUGCGGAUGUCGAAGUCGAGGCAGUGAAUACCGGAGGAUCUGGGGAUAGCUGAUCGACGCAAAAGCUCCAAGGGGCUGAUACCGCACACGAACGGGUAUGUGCAAGGACGUCAUGCCGUUGCCAUCCUGUUUGGCUUGCUUCGGGAUUCUCGGGCUGGACCUCUACGUGAAAUACAGUUCCGUCUGGCCCAGGUACGACGACACUUGACCCCGCCCAGUUGAUAUGGACGCGCAGAAUCUGUUUCGCCUCUGCAGCAUCCAGAAUAGUGGCUUCGUAAUGGAGCCGUGUGUCACAGGUCUUCACACCGCAAUCCCUUGAAGCGCAAAUAGAAU
This is a messenger RNA of Aspergillus aculeatinus CBS 121060, 1879 nucleotides long. Its product is annotated as phosphotransferase family protein. The transcript is spliced from 6 exons. Gene Ontology annotation, cellular component: mitochondrion. The record is from RefSeq and is a predicted model, not a curated record. NCBI's taxonomy places the organism in Eukaryota, Fungi, Ascomycota, Eurotiomycetes, Eurotiales, Aspergillaceae. Bases 1 to 1599 code for a protein of 532 amino acids.